Amphiprion ocellaris (clown anemonefish) is the source of this 4410-nucleotide messenger RNA. RefSeq names its product nitric oxide associated 1 (gene noa1). NCBI's taxonomy places the organism in Eukaryota, Metazoa, Chordata, Actinopteri, Pomacentridae. The transcript is spliced from 8 exons. Bases 123 to 2312 code for a protein of 729 amino acids. Gene Ontology annotation, molecular function: GTP binding. The record is from RefSeq and is a predicted model, not a curated record.
UCCGGCAGGCAGCUGUGACGCCAUGACGUCGUACGUCCCAUCCAUUGCGGAAGUGCAGCGCCUUUGAGUUCCCGUGAGGUCGUUGUACGUCCGUCGGGGAGCGCGUGCAGCCUCACACCACAAUGCUGAAGGUCCUUCAGGCCUGUGUCCGCCACCAGGUGUGUGUCCGCCGUCAGGUGUGUGUCCGCCGUCAGGUGUGGAGCAGCGUGAGUUCCGCCGCUCAGAGGGGCUCCGACACGGCGGAGGGUCGUGGUGUGACCCGAGGAGGAGUCCGGAGCUGCACAGUGGACCCGAACCUGCAGGAGCAGUUCGUCUUCGUGGAGUUUACAGAUCCAGAAGACGACCCCCAACAGGAGGAGAGACGAAUCCUCCAUCAGUUCAGGGCUGCCUCUGCUGCUGGUUCUCCUGGUUCUGCUGCUGGUUCUCCUGGUUCUGCUGUUGGUUCUCCUGGUUCUGCUGCUGGUUCUGCUGCCCAAUUGACCCCUCAUAAGCACCUGCGGUCUCUGGAGCAUCAGCUGCAGGUGUUAAGGUCUGGGGAUCAGCAGGAGGCGGAGCUAGACUCCCUCAUCCAGUUCCAGGAUGUGGACUUCCUGCUGGAUGACAGCGUCACAGCCACAAAGAAGAAGAAGAAGAAGGAGGCUGGAGGGGGGAAAGGAGAACACAAAAUCUUCGGGACCCCUGACGUUGACGAGCCGGUCAGCAACACCUGCUGCCAGGGCUGCGGCGCCCUGCUGCACUGCACCUCCACCGCCGUGCCUGGAUACCUGCCCAGCGAGAAGUUCAAGGAGCUGCAGCAGGAGGGGCGUCUGGGUGGGGCCACCUGCCAGCGCUGCCACCUGCUGACCCACCACCACCAGGCGCUGAACCUGCAGCUGCCCAGAGAGCAGUACAAGGACGUGGUGCGGCAGGUCCGGGCCCACAAGGCGCUGGUGCUGCUCGUGGUGGACCUGCUGGACCUACCUGACUCUAUCAUCCCCGACCUGCCCGAGCUGGUGGGGGCCAACAAACACAUUGUUGUCCUUGGCAACAAAGUCGACCUGCUGCCCGCAGACGCGCCCAACUACCUACAGCGCAUCAAGCGGCAGCUGCUGCAGUACUGCCAGGACUCUGGCUUCGCCGCCCAAGUGACCGACGUGCACCUGAUCAGCGCUAAGACCGGCUUCGGUGUGGAAGGCCUGAUCUCCAGCCUGCAGCGGUCCUGGAAGUACAAAGGUGACGUGUACCUGGUGGGCUGCGCCAACGCCGGCAAGUCCACGCUUUUCAACACGCUGCUCGAGUCCGACUACUGCAAGUCCAGAGCCGCCGACGUCAUCCACAAGGCCACCAUCUCGCCCUGGCCCGGGACAACUCUGAACCUGCUGAAGUUCCCCAUCAUCAAUCCGACUCCGUACAGGAUGUUCCGGCGACAGCAGCGUCUGCAGGAGGUGUUGCAGCAGACGGAGGAGGAGCUGUCGCAGGACGAGCUGCGGCGGAUGCAGCGCCUCAGCAAACAGGGAUACCUGGUGGGUCGGGUCGGCAGAACGUUCCGAACCAACGCAUCCCCGUCGGAGGAGAUCCAGUUCGAUCCUGACAGUCUGGCGUUUGGAGAAGACGGAGAGCCGACGGCGACAGCUCCCAGCAGGCCGAGCAGCGAGCUGACCCACAAUGAGCUGAAGGACACACACUGGCUCUACGACACGCCGGGAAUCAUGAAGGAGCUCGAUAUCCUCAGCCUGCUGACUGAACACGAGGUGAAGUUGGUGGUUCCCACGCAGGCCAUCAUCCCACGGACGUUCGUGUUGAAGCCCGGCACCAGUUUGUUCAUUGGAGCACUGGCCAGGAUUGACUACCUGCAGGGACAGACGUCGUGCUGGUUCUCAGUCGUGGCCUCCAGUAGGGUUCCAGUUCACGUCACCAGCCUGGAAAAAGCCGAUGGCAUCUAUGAGAAGCAUGCAGGACACGUCCUGCUGGGGGUGCCUGUCGGAGGUUUGGAGAGGAUGAAGGAGUUUCCAGCGUUGGUUCCCCAGGAGGUCAGAGUUGAGGGACGAGGACAACUGGAGGCUGCUGCUGACAUCACACUGUCAUCUGCAGGCUGGGUAGCAGUGACGGCGGUGGAGGGCGAUCAGCUGCUGUUGAAGGUUCACGGUCCACAGACGGCAGGUUUCAGUGUGAGGACACCGCCGCUGCUUCCUCACAUCAUUUCUCUGAAAGGACAACGUAUCCCCAAGUCUGUCGCCUACAAACCACUGAAAGCUGCAGGACUGCUGGACAGAGGACUGUCAGUGAGCAGCGCCAAGACACCACAGCUUAAGAAGAAGAAGAAAAAGAACUGAGUGGUGUCCAGAGGCUGCAGCUCAAGAAAAGGAACUGAGGGCUGUGGUCUUUACAGUCAGAACAAGACAGGUUUCUGGUUAUAUCAUAUUUUAUCUUCAAUGACAGUAAAGUCACACGUUUAUAACAUGAACUUGUUUUUCUUGACCUGAUGUAGCAGCAACACAUUGCUGUUCUCAUAUUUAAAACUUUACCGGCAGGUUUGAAGACACUUUUUUUUAAAAAAAACCUUUGCAGCUGUUUCAUGAUCUGUGAAUGCCUCAUCCUUUUCCUCUUUAUCAAAUCUGAACUUUAACUGAACGUGUGAUAUUUAAUACCACUUCAUUCUACAUGUCUCAUUUAAAAAUUCUCAAGAGACAAAGUAAAAUCAAAUAUACAGGAUCAAUAAAAUCAGUGCAGCAUGGCUCAGAAACAGUGAACAGAGGAGCAAGUUGUUGGAGAUCCAUCCAGCAUGGUGAAACAUCUUUCUACAGAUGAUGAGCACAGAAGAGAGAAGUUGUCUGGAGAGGAAACAUGGAUAUAGUUAAAUACCUGUUGUAUGUGGAGCUUCUAUUGUUUUUCCAGUGUUGGUAAAACUGGUAGAUGCUUUGAAAAAUGUUGGACAUGUUUCAAGAGUUUUUUUUUUUUUUUUACAUAUUUGUAAACAUUCAAUUUAUUCCUUUGUUCUGAUUUUUGUCAUCCUUUGUCAUGCUGCACAGAAGACAUUUAUGAGUUCUCUCUCGUCUUGGUUGUUCUGUUUCCAUGUGUUUCCAUGGAGCUGCAGGACUUUAUACUGUAGUGAGGAAAACGAGACAAACAGCUGAGUUUGAAUAAGUUUAUUUCAAAAGAGCAGAGUACAGUAUGCUUCAGAUGAACUGUUAGUUUUAAGUUGAAGAGCUCCUACUACUGCGACUCAGUGAAUCGUCAUCCUGACAUGUUCCAUAUGUUACUGGGAACCUAAAGAGUGAAGCUGGUGUUCUUUUAUUUCUUCUGUUUCAUCACCCAGAACAGCAGACUGCUUGUGUUUGUUCUGCUCUGAGUCUGUGAUUCGUCCCAUUUAUUGCAGGAUGGGUUUAGUGUCCUUUGUAAUGAAAGAAAAGAUAAAAUAACAUCAGCUACAUGGUCAGAAACAUGUGAGCUAAUAUGUUAAACCUUUAAGGGCUGACAAACUGUUCUUCAAUGAAAACACUGUAGAAAUGUACAGACAGAAGAAACGCUUUGGCAUCUCGACUAAAAGGAAUAUUGCACCGAGGUAUUUACAAGGAAACCAGUUAUUUCUUUAGGCCAAAUACAGACUGAAGUUAUGAUCAGGCUAAGGAUUUAACCACCUCAGCUGCUAAGAAGUACAGUUUGAUGUGUGAUCGCAUCAAACCAACCACACUUCAGGUUUCAUCCACAGGCUGAAGCUGUGAACCAACAAAUACUUUCAACUUUUCUGUUCACCUAAAACCACCCCAGAAGCAAAACACAAAACCAUCUGUAACUUUUCUGAAGAUUUUAACUGUCAAACGACAAGAAAUACAACAACUGAAACAAUUUAAAGAGAAGCAAUAAAAAGAAACAAUACAAUGUCUCACGGUACAUAGAGUUGAUUGUCAAAGGCACUGAAUGUUUUUAAAAAGGGAAAUUUUUGACGUUCACACAGACUGUACAACUGGCAGUUUGUAACAGAACUCAGAAAGCAGGUCAACACUCAAUUUAAAAAUUUGCCCAAAAUAAAGUGUUUACUUAGUUCUUAUAAAAACCAAAAACUUCUUCUCUCCCCAGCACAAGUGAAUCUCCAUGACUGACUCAGCUGUGAGUUUUCAGGUGAACUGCAGGCAGUGUUUCCACAGAGCUUCGCACAGAACAAGAGAGAGGAAAAGAAAGCCUACUGGGUCAAUAGAAUAAAUGCAGCAUGGCUCUAAAACAGUGAACAGAGGACACGUUCAGCAUGGUGAAACAUCUCUCUACAGCUGAUGAAAGAACAGUGAAAAACAAAAAUGUAAACAGUUAAAUAUCUACAGUUUAAUGAGCCUCUAUUUUUUCCAGUGUGGGGAACACUUGGAAAAAUGUUGGACAUGUUGAUUCCAGUUUUUUUUCAUACAAUUAAAGAAAUGUUUCUCUGCUUUUUUUUCCUGA